AUGAAACAUCUGAAGCAACUCUUACAAAAGAAAUUUCAUCUCCUGAGAAGAAAAUUGUCAUGCCACCCGAAGUUUCGAGAUUUGAAUCAAGAAGCUCCAAAAUCUACUCAAGGUACUCUUGUUAUCUUUCCCAUUAACAAUGUCACCAAUACCAUCGUUUCAUCACCAUUAUAUAUAAUUCCCAAUCCAUCUAUCACCUAUUCACGCACUUUCACUCAAAUACUUAAUCAACCAUUCACUACAUUGUUUUCUUCCCAAUUCACUGAUCCACCAAAAUCGGAUGAGCCACCCACUCAUAGUGAAGAAUCUGAAAAUGAAGACACAGAAUUUGGUUGUAUGUUCACAGACCUUGAAUUUGAUGAGGAAGAAGAAAAUUUUCCUGAUCACAUGCUAAUGUCGAUGAAGCAGUUUAAGAUUAUGAAUAAAAAGUUAAAUUCAGUCACUCAAUCUCAAGUUGAUAUGGGGGGAAAUUCAGAAUCUCAACUUUUGGAAAAGGUGGACCAUUCUGAUCAGAAUAAUGAGUUAGGUGUGAACUCUCAGGCUUCAAAGUUUAUGGGGGCAGUGAAAGAAUUAAAACAAGUUGCAAAAGAGCGACAUACUCUGUUUAGUCUUGAUGUGAAGAAGGUUAUAGAAGAUGAGAAUUUUAAGCUUCAAGAGCUUCUUGACGAUAUGUAA
This is a messenger RNA of Lactuca saligna, 675 nucleotides long. NCBI's taxonomy places the organism in Eukaryota, Viridiplantae, Streptophyta, Magnoliopsida, Asterales, Asteraceae. The record is from the annotation of a GenBank genome assembly.